Haemonchus placei is the source of this 1794-nucleotide messenger RNA. The record is from the annotation of a GenBank genome assembly. Lineage: Eukaryota; Metazoa; Nematoda; Chromadorea; Rhabditida; Trichostrongylidae.
AAACCUCAUCUUCGGCUUCAGAAUCGGUAUCUAACGAAUCACCUUCACCACGACGAGGUUUCGCGCUGCCUGCGCGAUUUGCCAGGCGGUACUCCACCUCGUCAGCUGUUUCAUCGGUAGCUAAAAGUUGCAUUCCUUGACCAUCAGGAACAUAGAUUGGUUCUGAGUCUGAAGCAUAGUCCGUGGCAGGAUGGUUGUAGAUCCACGAAGCCUCUCGGAACUGAUCACUAGCCAAUGGGAUGAGAUGUUCCACGAUUUGACGGAAAGUUGGUCGCUCUCGAGGUACAUAUCUCCAGCAUUCCACCAUCAAAUCGUACCAGAAAUCCGGACAAUCCAUAGGUCGGUCAAGUGUUUUUCGUGAGAUACCGAUGAAUGAAAGCACUUCCUCAUUGGCCAAACCUUGGUAUGGUUGUUGGCCUAGCGUCAACAUUUCAUACAGUACGAUACCGUAAGACCAAACAUCGCUCUUCAUGUCGAACGUGCCGUCUCGCAAUGACUCGGGUGCCAUCCAACGGACUGGCAUCAAACGUUUACCGUUUGGUUUGUAAUAUUCGUGAUAGUAGAUAUCACGAGCCAUGCCAAAGUCACCAAUUUUCACAGUGUUAUUCGCAUGCACCAUGCAAUUUCUGGCUGCAAGAUCGCGAUGACAAAACCGAAUUGAUUCCAAAUACGCCAUUCCAUCAGCGAUUUGGGCGGCCCAUUCAUAGUACUCGGCUAUUGUCGGUACAGGCAGAUUAUCCACAUUCUCUUCAGCACCAGGGCGCCGAGAACGUAAAUAGUCGCGAAGAUUACCCUUUUCCAUCAUUUCCAUUACGACUAAUACUGGCUGACCAUCCGACACAACACCAUACAGCUUGACAAUGAAUGCUUCAGCUGAGAAUGACUUCAUCACGUUGGCUUCAAGCAAAAAGUGUAGUCGCUCUGCCGAAUUAGCCGUCUCCGUUACCGUCUUGAUCGCGCACAAGCCAAAAGUAUCACCGCAUCGGGAUAGGACAUUAUUACCAUAACCACGAUACACCUUUCCGAAUGUUCCUCGCCCUAUUUCACAUUCCAACGUGAGAUCAGAUCGCUGCAGUUCCCACUCAUCAGGCUUGUAAACGUCUGCCUGAGACAAGUACUCCGGAUUUGCUGAGAUCAACUGUGUGGCGUACUCCUUCACUUUCUGCGAGUAAUAUUUCUUCACAAAGAAGUAGCCAACUAUUCCAACUAUUACAGCAAAUAACAGCAAGAAGAACAACGUCAGCAGAAUGUUCUUGAGUGUCCAAAAUCCCGGCGUAUAAAUCUCAAACAGUUCUUCAGCAUACGUUGGUUGGGAGACGCCAACUAACGAAACCGUACGUAAUUCAACACGAUAAGCGCCAUCGUUCAAUCCUUUGAAGACUGCGCCAUUCACAUUGGGAGACCAAUCAGCUGAUACAGGAAUGCACUGAUCAACAGGAGUCGACUGCUUUGCAGUAUUCAUUACUUUCACUUUGUAGGCCACGAUCAUCCCGUUGGGGUCAACAGGUUUCUUCCAUGUAAUACGUAUGUCAGACGUACCAUUCAGCACUACUACAUUGAUCGUUGAGUUGUCCACUCUAUCAGCAUCCAUUAUUGGCUUGGUUCUCACGUACUGCCACGCUCUUUUCGCUGAGCAAUGAGUUUCGGGAGCGGUUGGAUCUUGACACACAGUGACUUGAAUGAAGUAGCGGGUGUAAUGUUUUAGACCCUUGAUCGCAAAUGAGGUCGCUGUAACAUUCACAGUUACCACAUCGUUUCUCGCCGCUUCAGCCAAUGCAUUUAUGCUAUUCCUAG